Messenger RNA from Vicia villosa (hairy vetch), 939 nucleotides. RefSeq lists its product as uncharacterized. Lineage: Eukaryota; Viridiplantae; Streptophyta; Magnoliopsida; Fabales; Fabaceae. The transcript has a single exon. Bases 1 to 939 code for a protein of 312 amino acids. Gene Ontology annotation, molecular function: protein dimerization activity. The record is from RefSeq and is a predicted model, not a curated record.
AUGAUUGAUGUGCUUGAAAUGGUUGAGAAAGAUGGAAUAAAUUUAGAUCAAAAGAGUGAAGCACUUUUUUUGAUGAAGUAUAUGCAAUCUUUUAAACUUAUUUUCAUAUUGCACUUGAUGAGAAAAGUUUUAGGAAUUACUCGUGACUUAUCUCAAGCAUUACAAAAAAGUGAUCAAUAUAUUGUAAAUGCCAUGAAAUUAGUCAAAGUUUCCAAAAAUAGACUUCAAGCUAUAAGAGAUAAUGGUUGGGAUUCUCUAUUCAAUGAGGUUUCAUUAUUUUGUGAAUAUAAUGGUGUUGACAUUCCAAAUAUGGAUGAUACCUUUCAAUCAACACACAAAAAGUCAAAGAGAAAAAUUGAAUUUUUUUAUAAUUUACAUCAUUUUCAAGUUCAAUUGUUCUAUGAUGUGAUUGACCGACAACUUCAAGAAUUGAAUAAUCGUUUUACAGAAGUGAAUAGUAAAUUACUUCUUUGUGUAGCUUGUUUAAGUCUAAGACAUUCCUUUUCUUCAUUUGACAAGGAGAAGUUGAUUCGUUUAGCUCAAUUUUAUCCUUCUGAGUUUUCCCAAGUUGAGUUAUUGGCAUUGGAUUGUCAGCUUGAAAAUUAUUUUUUAGAUGUAUGCUCUGACAAUGACUUUUCGAAGUUGGAGGGUAUUAGCGAUCUUGUUAUAAAACUCGUGGAGACCAAGAAAUAUGUUGUGUAUCCGUUGGUAUAUUUGCUUUUAGAGUUAUCUUUAAUAUUACCGGUGGCAACUGCAACAACUGAGCGAGCUUUUUCUGCUAUGGAUAUUAUCAAGAAUCGGAUGCGAAAUCGCAUGGGAGAUGAAUGGUUAAAUGAUUGUUUAGUUACUUAUAUUGAGAGAGAUAUUUUUGUUGACGUUGAAAAUGAAAAAAUCAUUCAAUAUUUUCAGAAUAUGAAAAAUUGUAGAGAAGAAUUAUGA